Penaeus monodon (black tiger shrimp) is the source of this 4381-nucleotide messenger RNA. Its product is annotated as sodium-independent sulfate anion transporter-like. Gene Ontology annotation, biological process: transmembrane transport. Lineage: Eukaryota; Metazoa; Arthropoda; Malacostraca; Decapoda; Penaeidae. The record is from RefSeq and is a predicted model, not a curated record. Gene Ontology annotation, molecular function: sulfate transmembrane transporter activity. The transcript is spliced from 11 exons. The coding region runs from base 1 to 1746 and encodes 581 amino acids. Gene Ontology annotation, cellular component: membrane.
AUGAACCAGCCUCUUCCCACGACGAAGCCACCUGUUCUGACCCGAGUUCAACAUCCUCCCCUCCUUCCUCAGAACAAGCUGGGGCGCUGCCUGACCCGCAAGACGCUACACCGCCGCCUGCCCUGCCUCACCUGGAUGAGGAGCUACAGCAGCGACUGCAUCCCCGGCGACCUGCUGGCGGGCUUCACCGUAGGCCUCAUGAUCAUCCCACAGGCCCUCGCCUACGGGAUCGUGGCCGGACUCACGCCCAAUUAUGGGCUCUACUCUGCUUUCUGCGGCUGCCUCGUCUACUUCCUGCUGGGGUCGACCAUGGAGCUCAACUUGGGCCCCACGGCGAUCAUGGCCCUCAUGACGAUGCAGUACAGCCAAGGGGGCCCAGAGUACGCCGUGCUUCUGUGCUUCACCUCGGGGGUCAUCGAGCUCGUGGCCGGAAUCAUCAACCUCGGUUUCCUCAUCAAUUUUGCAACCCGGGCGAAAGUGGGCGCCGUGCGCUGGCCGUGCGUGGACCGCUCCAGCCGCGCCGUGGGCCAGCGGGUGCUGCGUCAGACCAUCUUCUUCACGUCGGUUGGCCGCAACGCCGUCGUGGUCGUCGUCGCCUCCCUCAUCGCCUUCAUGCUCGACGGCGACGACCAGCCCUUCACGCUCACUGGUUUCGUCGAGCCGGGUAUCCGGCCUUUCGCCCUCCCGCCCUUCAGCAUCGAGGCCAACAACCAGACAAUCACCUUCACCGACAUCAUGUCCGACGUGGGCGUGGGCGUGGUCAUGAUUCCGUUCAUUGCUAUUCUCGACCAGAUCGCCGUCGUGAGCGCCUUUGCGAAAGGAAGGACGUUCGACGCCACGCAGGAGAUCAUCGCGCUCGGGGUCGCCACCAUCGCCGGCUCCUUCUUCAGGUCGAUGCCCAUCACAGGCUCUCUUUCCCGUACCGCUGUCAACCUCUCCAGCGGGGUUAGAACGCCGGCAGGAGGUCUGGUCACGGGCGUCAUGGUGCUGCUGGCCCUGACCUUCCUCACGCCCUGCUUCGCCUUCAUCCCGAAGGCGACGCUGGCGGCGGUGAUCAUCUGCGCCGUGCUGCACAUGGUGGACUACGAGGUGCUCCUGCCGCUGUGGAGAAGCAAGCGCAUUGACCUCAUCCCUCUGAGCGUGACCUUCGUGGCCUGCCUCGUGUGGGGCCUCGAGUGGGGUAUCCUGGUGGGCAUCGGGGUCAACCUCUCCAUGCUGCUGUACUCCAUCGCCACGCCCACCGUCAAGGUCACGACCGUCCUUCCCAACAAGCAGCAUGGCGGCUACGUGCUGGUGACGCCCUCGCACGGGGUCAGUUACCCGAGCACCUCCCACAUCCGCGCCGCCGUCAGGAAAGCGGGACUACGGCAGGCUGGAGGCUCCUUGCCCAUCGUCAUUGACUGCACGUUCAUUGAUAUGGCGGAUUAUACGUCUGCCAAGGGCAUCAAGGGCAUGAUCGAGGACUUCCAGAGACGAGGUCAAGUCCUGGUGUUCGUCGGCCUCAAACCGCGCGUCAUGGAGACCAUCAGCGCUCUGCACGAAGGCGUCACUGUGUGUCCUUGCUUCGAGCAGCUGGACGAAAUCCUGGCAGACGGCCAGACGGAGGAGACGCUCGGGGCUCUGAACGGCGGCGAGAGGAAUGUAGGGGGCGUGGUCUUGUCGAGCAUGAUAGCUACGCCCACUUCCGACACCAGCGAGGCGGCCAACCCACUGCUCUCCACCACCACUUUCCAUGAGCAUAAAUAACCCCCUUCUCAUAAGGGGCAACUGACCCCCUCCCGGCCUCCCACUAUAGCCCCCGCCCGCACGCCAUUACAAAGCAUAUUCCAGUUUCAUGUUUUUGGAAUGCAACUUUUUCUAAUGAAUUAAAAAGCUCGCGGGAUGGAAAAGCGUGCUGGAAAAGGUUAUGUGAAUUUAGUAAUAUAUUUUGUACCAAGGCUUCUCUAGCUUGGGGAAUUGGAUACUAGUUAAGCCUGAGGAAGACGAUUGGAAUGGCGUUUGCGAUAUUGUUUACGUGUUACAGUUUGGCAAAUUUUACCAGAGUCAUUGCUAGAAAACGAUAAGCAGAGCAAAGGCAAGUAUCUGACUGGAGUCUUGGCCACUGGAGGUCUAUCCUCAAACCGCGCGUUAGCAGAUGAGGACCCAGCUGUGUAGUAAGAGGUCGUGAACCCGCUGUAUGGUGAAAGGGCCUAGCUUGGCUGUGGUGAAGGGGCGUGGCUCGGCUGUGGUGAAGGGGCGUGGCUCGGCUGUGGUGAAGGGGCGUGGCUGGGCUACUUGGACGGGGUGUGAUGAACAAGGUCUCAGCGAAGAGCCAAGAACGUGAACAUGAACAUUCCUCACUAUGUCACGAACUUGAUGCAAUUUAUAUAUACAUGUAUAAAAAUCCUGUUGUCCUUAGGAAGAAGGAAUGCAUGUUAUUGGAUAGCAAUAAGGGUACCGUUUCUUUAUGAAAGGAAAAUAAGGUGUUGGCCUUAGAGGGAUAUUUAAAUUCCAUAGGUAUGAGGGCCUUGGAUUCCGGCUAAGAAGCGAUUAAUUUUGUAGUUUAAUCAUACCUUCCUGAAAUUCACUACAAAUCGUCACUCAAACGACGAUAUUUAUAAGGUAAACGAACACAUUGAAAGAGAAAGGACUUCAUCAUACAUAUAUAUUUUUCUCAUGUCAUUUAGAGAGAGUAGAUCCAGAGUCAAUUUUGAGGCUUAGGUAUACUACUUUUAGAUUUAUUUCGUUUUAAAGAAUAUUGAGAAAAAAAUACUUUAUCUUGCACAGGGCCCCAGAAGCCUUACCAUAAAUCAAAUAUUACAAUAAAAUGAAUAUUGAAAAAAGUCACAGGGAAGAAAAUAGAAAUUGAUUAUAGAGAUGUCUCAGUUCGUUUAGAGAACGUCUUUCUUUUCAGUAGGGUGUUAGAAGUGUUUGAUAGUUUAGAAUUCCAUGUUUAGACAUUUCCCCCGGAAGUGCAGAUCCUGUUUUUCCGUCUAAACUAAUUUCCCCCUCGGUCUUAUCCUCAGUACCUCUCCUUCCCUCGUAGACGACGGUCGCCAACAUAUCUUGAUCACGGUGUCUUACUCUUUCCCACUCUGAGCCACUCUGUCUUAGCAGGGAAAGCUCGCUUCUGAUUUAGAAGUAACUUGAGCUAGUUUGAACUGUUCACUUUCUUUUCCUUCUGCUUUCUUUUAUUAAUCUUUUUCCUCCUAACUUUCAAGGUGUGUCCUCGCUUGUUACCGGUGAUGACUCGUCAUUUGAGAGUCUUAACGAUUAGGAGACAAAGGACACACAUCUUCUGCAUGAAUCUUAUAGUUAGACAUUUUUUGAGGUGCCAAAAAGUCAGUAAAUAUAUGUGUCACAUGCUAUUUCAUCUUGUUGUUAUACUAUGUGUCACCAUUUUUUGCUAUCGACUACAUAGUAGUGAUGGCAGUGAGAGGGGCAGGUUAUACGUAGGCGCAUAUUCAUGGAUUAAAUAGUUAAUGGAAUCUUUUUAAAAUUUGGAAUAAUUGAGCAAUUGAGAGUUAAAAGGAGAUGUUACGUUUUCCGCCUCGUUGUGCCUUCACCUUUCUCUCUAACUGCCAUUCAGAAUGGUUCUUAACAGAUAUUGUUGUUGAGAUUGUAGAUUCUGGUUGUUUAUGGUUUACAGAUUGGUUGAGGUUUUGUAUUUCUUUGUGGAUAUCACACUUUACACAUCGUCAGUAGAGAACCCCAAAUGAGACCAUACGAGAACUUGGUCUGGUAGCCUGUGUUCUUCCAGCAAUUAGAGAGAUUUGAGGUGUCCUGUUUGUGGUGGAGAGUCAGGUCGCGACUUUCGUAGAAAACGGGUCGACUUUUUUGUACUGGUGGUGGUAAUAGAACGAUUCGUUCCUGCUGUCAAAGAGUGAGGUAUUUUUGUCGUAAGUAAAAGAGGAUAUAUAAUUUACAGCAAUUAGAGAAAAUGUGAACAUCAGAGAUUGCUAUAUUCCGCUGUACAGUUAGAAUAAAUAGGUCGAUUUUUUCUCUGUUGGUGAAGACCUUCUACUGAUGAGAGAACAAAUUGACUAAAUUCUUCCACUAUCUUUACGGACGGAAAAAGUUAACCUUAAGCUUAGGUUCACCCUCACUUAUCCACAAUUCUAAACAAAAAGAGAAAAUAGCAAGUGUACCUUAAGCCGUAUUCGUUAACCUCGAAAAAAGACUAAAUAAUAAAUAAACGACUGAAUGACUACGCAGAUAAGACGAUUUGAGCAGAAUGGUUCAUAGGUUACCGCCAGCAACGUAAAGGGGAGAUGUUGUGACGAGACAAUGUUAGUCAUGAUCGUCGGAAUAUUUUGUUUUACAUUAAUAGAGACAAGGUGUAGGUUAGUAUCCUAUUGUGGACAUGUCGAGAUUAAGGAUUCUUGAGAUUGAGAUUAGUGAU